AUGGCUAUAACAAUUUGUCCAAAUGUUGAAACUUGUGCAUCAAUUGGCCGGGAAAAGGACACGGUGGUUGCAGACCUGGACGGAACCCUACUUAGAGGCCGGAGUUCGUUCCCUUACUUUGCCCUAGUCGCCUUCGAGGUAGGAGGGAUUCUAAGGCUCUUCUUCUUGCUGUUGGCUUCACCAAUUGUGGGAUUUCUCUACUACUUUGUCUCGGAGUCUGCCGGAAUCCAAGUUCUAAUUUUUGCAACAUUUGUUGGAAUGAGGGUGUCCGAUAUUGAAUCCGUCGCUCGUGCCGUGCUGCCCAAAUUUUACUCGAGCGACCUUCAUCCGGAGUCGUGGCGCGUGUUCUCGGCUUGUGGGAGACGCUACGUGCUCACCGCGAAUCCAAGGAUUAUGGUGGAGGCAUUUUUGAAGGACUUCUUGGGGGCUGAUUUGGUUUUGGGGACUGAGAUUGGAACUUAUAAGGGUAGGGCUACAGGGUUUGUUUGUCAACCUGGAGUGCUUGUAGGGAAGAAGAAGGCAGAUGCUCUUCAGAAGGCUUUCGAAGGGACUCCGCCGGAGAUAGGGCUCGGCGACCGGCAUACUGAUCUUCCCUUCAUGACCUUGUGCAAGGAGGGUUAUAUUGUACCACCAUGCAAACCAGAGAUUAAGGCCGUGACAAGCGACAAGCUCCCCAAGCCCAUCAUCUUCCACGACGGUCGUCUUGUCCGAAAGCCGACACCCCUCAUGGCACUCCUCAUUAUCCUCUGGAUCCCCAUAGGCUUCCUCCUCGCCUGCCUGAGAAUUGCCGCCGGCUCACUCCUCCCCAUGUCCAUCGUCUACCACGCCUUCUGGGCACUCGGCGUCCGAGUCACCGUCAAGGGCAACCCACCUCCGCCGGUGAAAAAGUCGACCGGCCGCUUAGGUGUCCUCUUCAUUUGUUCCCACAGAACCCUACUUGACCCAAUAUUUCUCUCCACCGCCCUCGGCCGCCCCAUCCCGGCCGUCACAUACUCCGUCUCCAGACUCUCCGAAAUCAUCUCGCCGAUCAAGACCGUCCGUCUAAGCCGCGACCGAGCCACGGACGCAUCCAUGAUAAAGAAGCUAUUAGAAGAUGGUGACCUAGCCCUAUGCCCCGAGGGAACCACUUGUCGGGAGCCGUUUCUUCUAAGGUUUUCAGCACUGUUUGCUGAACUAACCGACCAGCUCGUGCCGGUGGCAAUGGUGAACCGGAUGAGCAUGUUUCACGGGACAACUGCAAGGGGGUGGAAAGGGAUGGAUCCAUUUUACUUCUUCAUGAACCCUAGUCCUGCAUAUGAAGUAACAUUCUUGAACAAGUUGCCACAGGAGCUAACAUGCAGCUCUGGUAAGGCUAGCCAUGAAGUAGCAAAUUACAUACAGAGAGUCAUCGCCGCGACUCUUUCAUAUGAGUGCACUACAUUCACCAGGAAAGAUAAAUACCGGGCACUUGCAGGAAAUGAUGGCUCGGUGGUGGAGAAACCUAAGCUCAAAGCCAACAUGAACAAAGUAAUGGGAUGCUAA
Messenger RNA from Cornus florida, 1521 nucleotides. Its product is annotated as glycerol-3-phosphate acyltransferase RAM2-like. Gene Ontology annotation, biological process: cutin biosynthetic process. Gene Ontology annotation, cellular component: membrane. Lineage: Eukaryota; Viridiplantae; Streptophyta; Magnoliopsida; Cornales; Cornaceae. Bases 1 to 1521 code for a protein of 506 amino acids. Gene Ontology annotation, molecular function: glycerol-3-phosphate 2-O-acyltransferase activity; phosphatase activity. The transcript is spliced from 2 exons. The record is from RefSeq and is a predicted model, not a curated record.